GGUUGGUGAGGAUCGAUGCUGGAAGGGAGCGAGGCGCGAGCACGGAGCGGGAGCGCGCGCAUAGGAAGGGAAACGGGAGCAAAGCAGGAGCGGAUCAGUCGCCAGCGGAGCCCAGGACGGCGGAUGAACGGAGAAAAACGUGCGUGGUUUUCCCACAGCGGCUUUCCAUCGAGCAGCGCCCUGCAGCCCGAGACCUGUCCGAAAAUGAUGCUCAAAGCGGCCCUCCUCCUCGGGGUGCUCGUCAACAUCAGUCAAGCUGCUCUGCAGGUAUCCAUAUCCUUGAACAAAGUGGAGUUAAGUGUCGGCGAGUCCAAGUUCUUCACCUGCACAGCUAUUGGUGAGCCGGUAGAAAUCGAGUGGUUUAACCCCCUGGGUGAUCGCAUGGUGAGUUCCAAACGCAUGUCGCUGCAGACCGAGGGGUCCCGAUCGCGGCUCGUCAUCUACAACGCCAUCAUCGAGGACGCGGGAAUCUACCGCUGUCAAGCCACCGAUGCCAGCGGUCACACAGAGGAGGCGUCGGUUGUGCUGGAGAUCUACCAGAAGCUGUCGUUCCGGAAUGUUAUAUCGCCUCAGGAGUUCAAACACGGUGAGACGGCGGAGGUGGUGUGCGACGUCAUCAGCUCUCCGGUGCCGAUGGUCGUUUGGUACUACCAGGACAAAGAGAUCACCCAGGAGCACCAAAGCAGGUUCCAGGUUCUGCCAAACAACAACCUGCAGAUCCACCAGGUGAGCAAGGCGGACGAGGGCGUGUACCGCUGCGAGGCCAGCGUGGAGGCCCGAGGCGAGAUCGACUUUGUAGACAUAGCCGUGGUCGUCAACGUCCCUCCAGUGCUGUCGGUGUUCCAGCAGUCCUUCAACGCUACAGCUGACUACCAGGAAUCGGUCACGUUUACGUGCAUCACUUCUGGAUCUCCCGAGCCACUGGUCACCUGGCACAGAAAGGGGCAGCAGCUGGAGCCGUCAGAAAAGUACAUUUUUAGCAAGCUGGAAGGCAGCCGCAGCAUGCUUACCAUCCGCAACAUCCGCCAGUCUGAUGGAGGAACCUUCUCCUGCAAGGCCUCCAACAAGGCGGGCUCUCAGGAAAGAGAGCUCUUCCUCAAGGUGUUCGUCCAGCCCCAUAUCACCCAGCUAAAGAACGUGACAGCCGUGGAGGGCAGCGCUGCCAUGAUCUCCUGCGUCGCUGAGGGCGAGCCUCUGCCUGACAUCUCCUGGAGGAGAGCCAGCGACGGCCAGACCUUCGUGGACGGAGACAAGAGUCGAGAUGGGCGGUUUGAAGUCCGUGGUCGUCAUGGGAAAUCUGUGCUGACAAUCAGCGGCGUAAAGCUCAGUGAUCUUGGACGAUUCGACUGCGAGGCACAAAGCAGGAUAGGAGGCCAUCAGAAGAGCAUGUUUCUCGACAUUGAGUAUAUCCCCAAAUUCCUGACCAACCACACUAUUUAUUACUCAUGGGAAGGGAACCCGGUGAACAUAAGCUGCGAAGUGAUGUCCAACCCACCCGCCACCUUGCUUUGGAGGAGGGAGCGUUUCACCAUAUCAGAGGAAACGCCUCACAUGCAUAUCUACGGCACAGAGGGCAGGAAGUCUGUGCUGGAGGUGACUCCAAUGUCUGACAGAGACUUUGGCCGGUACAACUGCACCGCCCGAAACAACAUUGGAGUUCGGUACCAGGAGUUCAUUCUGGCCCAGGCAGAUGUUCCCUCGAAUCCAUACUCCGUCCGUCUGUCGGCUGUGUCCCAACGCUUGGCGACCGUCACCUUCAUGAAGCCGGACUCUCACGGUGGCGUUCCCAUCAGCUACUACCUGGUCCAGUACAGAGAGCUGGGCUCCAUGGACUGGAGGGAUGUGAAGUCACACAGUGUGCAGACCACCGUGGUGCUGACUGGCUUGGAGCCCAACACGACGUAUGAAGUCCGAGUGGCGGCCGUGAAUGGGAAGGGUCAGGGGGAGUUCAGCCACACAGAGACCUUCCAGACCCUACCCAUCCGAGAACCGAGUCCACCUGCGGUCCACGGGCAGAGAGGUGUUGGGAAAGCCUACAGGCUGGGGCUGGUCAAGCAGGACGAUGGGGGGAUGCCCAUUGUGGAAUAUAUCGUCAAGUACAAAACAGACAAAGAGGAACAGUGGAUGACCAAACUGGUUCCAGGAGCAAACGACUUUGCGAUGCUGCAGCCGCUGCAGUGGAACACGAGAUAUGAGGUGGAAAUCACAGCCCGCAAUGUGAAGGGCCUAUCGGAACCCACCUUCUAUCAGUUCUUCAUGCCACAGAAGCCUGACAUUACAGCAGAAUCCCUGUUCAGCGGCAUGGGGCUUGGAGCAGUGGUGGGCCUCGGCCUGGGAGCGCUUCUCCUCCUCCUGGUGCUGGUGGAUGUCAGCUGCUUCUUCCUGCGUCACUGCGGCCUGCUCAUGUGCAUCACGCGCACGCUCUGCAGCAAGAAAACGGCCACCAGUGGCAAGGGCAAAGAAAUGGAGGAGGGCAAGGCAGCUUACCUGUACACCUACAACAGCCGCCCAACCACCCUAUCAACCACAGAAGCUGCCGCUGAAGGAAGAAAAUGGCAAAGAGUCUCUCAAGCCGGAUACGAUUGAAAUCAAAGUGCACAGUGACAACAGCAUCCACAUAAAGCCAGACGACAGCAAAGCAUAAAAUGUUCAAAUAAGAAAAUUAAUCAAAAAAAGAGUAAAAGAUGUAAAGGUAAAGAAAAAGGGGGGUCGGGCCCUCUUUGCCACCAAAAGAACAUUCGGAUCACGAGACCAACCCCCCCUCCCCACCUCCCUGGAAAAGCGAAAACACUGGAAAAUAGUAGAGUACAAUACUAUAUCUGUUUAUAUUGAUGCCCAAAUGAAAGGCAUGUGUAAAUAAAAUGAAAAGAGAGGAAACGGGAAGGAAGAAAGGAUCGACUUUUAAUGACGUCCAGAAUGCUUUAUGUUCCCCCACACACAAGGAUUAAGUAGGAGGCUCUCGUUGCUAAAUGAUUGUACUUUAUUUUCUGCCUUCUUCUGUCUCGCUUUAUCAGAUCUUUAAUGUAUUUCUUCAGAAUAUACUUUAUAUUGUGUUUUAUUAAAGCCCACAUGAGAUUUAGGAUGGUUAAACAGUGUUAUAGCCUCCAUAUCAUUUGGUUUUAAUGGGUUGAACAAUCCUAAUUAGAGAGAAUAAAGGUGCAGAUGUAGAGUCUCCAUGCUUUGGAUGUUGUCGCCGCAGUGACCGCUUUAUGCCUUUAAUGUCUGAGCUGGAUUUAAAGCUUUGAAAAACGUAAAAAAAAAAAAAUGUUUUAUUUCAUCCGCAUAGAGGGGAAAAAGCUGUGGAUACUAUCAGCCAAAGCAUGGAAACAUGUGAAAGACACUUGUUUUUUUGUUUUCUUUUGCAGUCCUGUCUCAAAUCGGCCUGACAUGCUUUUAUUUUGAAAAAGGAAAGAAAAAAAAGACGUUUUCUGUUUCUGACUCUCUCUGAUGUCGUUAUGUGUUGUACAUAGGUGAAAAAAACAGAUAUUUUACAGAGCUUUUAUGUAAAUAUAUUAAACAAAAGAAAAUGUUUUUUUUCUCUCCACAAUGCAAAAGGCUUGGCUUUUGUUAACACCUCCCAGAUGAGCAAUGGUUUUAUUUCCUUCCUCUCCUCUCCUCCUUUCCGUUGUGUUCAGGUCUGAAGUUCAGUGGUGGUGUAAUAUUAUUGCUUUUCCCUAUCAUUUGCUCUCCCUUAAGGAAAACCCUCCACACUCUGAGGCUAUUUCACGGCAUCUCAGCUGAGGCAGUAAUUACGGCAUUAAUGUGCCUUUUUUUUUUCUCUCGUUUUAUUCAUUUUUUGUUCCCUCUCUACGGUGCAAUGCUUUUGUUUAGCUCACUCCAUGAAAUCAACUCUGCAUUGCGUCGUUGCUGUUUUUUUCUUGCACCUGAGAAUGUGUCGACUUUUUAUUGUGAUGCUGUGAAUCCGGGGAAGCGUGGCGUAGUCGUCUAGGACUGUGGAUUGUAUUCGUAGCACUGUGGAUCGUCGUCGGCCACACUGGACCCAUCCAGAUGUGUACAGAAAGAUGUUGAAUGGAGACUGAUACUCAGAACUAACUAGCAGGGUUUUCUACACAUUCUGGGAGAAGGAUGGAACUGGGUUUUAGUAUUUUCCAAUUCUGUAAGGGUGGACUAAAUUUCCUUUUGCGAAGUCUAAAAACUUAUUUUCUUUUUUCCUUGUGUCCUUCUUUGCUUCUAUUCUUCCUUCUUUCUUUCAGGUCUUUCUUGAUUUGUUUUCCAUAUUAUUUAUUGUCAACAUUUGUUUUUCACUCUUUCCUUACUCAUGUCCUGUCUUUCUACCAUUCAUCAUUUCCACCUCCUUGUCACUUUCCUUCCUUUCGUAAUUGUGUCUUAUCCCAUCUUUCAGCCAAUUUUUAUCUCUUAUUUUUGUUCAACUUUUCUUCCUUUCCUUCUUGGCUCCUACCUCCUUUCCUUUAUUUGCUCCUUCCUUUUCCUUACCUGUGUCCUUCCAUCCCUCCAUCCUUCCUCUUCCCUCUAUUUCUUCUUAUUUAUCAAUCAUUAUCUAUGUCUUUGUGUCCUUAUCUUCUAUUGUCGUACUGUAACUUCCAACCUUACUUGUCUCCAACACAUUUCUUUCUCUGUCUGCAAUUAUCCUUACCUUUUUAAAAAAAAACGUAUUUCCUUCCUUGUUUUUACAUCCUACCCUCUGUUUUCUUUCUCUGUGGCUUAUUUGUUCUUCCUUGCUUCUUCCAUCCUUCAUCCCUCCCUCCUUGUAUCCUACCAUUCUUCCCUCUGUCCUUCCUUACUCUUCUUACCUUCAUUCCUUCCUUCCCGUGUCUUCUGUCGGUCCAGUCAUGUAGAUUUAUACUCCAUAGAUUCCUGGUGAUAUUGGCUACUCUUUCUAAGCAGUUGUUAACAGACAAGGAAAUGGGAGUGGAAAAUCCUGGAACAUAUACUUGUUUUUAAAAAGUGUAGGAACCCAAAUGUUACUGUAUAGGCUUCAUAACUUUGGUUCUGAUGGUGUGUAAAGCAUCAUCACGCCAGUGUGUGUGAGUAAACACACUUCAGGUUGCAUGUGUGUCUGUUGAAUGUAUCUGCACAUCAUCGUACUGUAAAUUCACGAAUGUGUAUUUGUUUUGGUUUUUCAUUUUAAAGUUUUCUCCCAUUGGAACCAAAUCUAGAUCCCUGGGUUCUGUUUUGUUGUGCUUGGCCUUGGUUUGUGUGCUGCAGGCCUCACGCAGCUCUGCAGGUCAUACUGGUGAUGACUGCAUACCAGAUAUGAAUGCUGCAAGCUAUCCCCUUCUUUUUUUUUGUUUGUUUUUUCUCACUGUGGGGUUUGAGACUGCGCUCCGAUGCGUAGAACAUGAUUAUGUAGUUCUCGACAGUGAUUAAUCCCCACCCCUCUUCCCCGCGGCUGCAGCAUGUGUCUAAGCCACACCGCCACCUCCGCCGCUCCCUGCCUCUCAGACUCUGCUGGCUUUAUCUCAAACACUGAAAAGGCGGCAGCUUUGUUUAUUUUAUUUUUAUUCUUUUUCUCAGUGCAAAAACAUGUACCUGCAUAUCUAAGGUGGAUGGUUUCUGCCAUGGAGCGGUUCUGCUGCCUGUUAAUGAUCACUGUAAAUACUGGAGCACAGUGCCUGGAGGCUAUACAGUUUGUACAUGUUCUUUUUGUAUUUGAAUAUGAGUCUAAACCCACUCUCUCCUUGUUUCCUCCACCAAACCUCAGUCCUUUUUUGUUUCUGAUUGAGGUUAAGACAGAUGUGUUUGAGCUCAGUGUUCAUUAUGUGUCCUCUUGGUCCCCUCCCCCCUUGUCCCCUGGACUGUCCCUGCUGAGUGUCAAUUGUGCAGGAGGUGGGAACUAUCGAUGUUUCUCUGUAUGUACCUGUGGAACACUUGUGACGCGUAUCAUUUUGCCGCUGUAAAUAAACAUGUCCUGGUAGACGAGAGUG
This is a messenger RNA of Cyprinodon tularosa, 5906 nucleotides long. Its product is annotated as neural cell adhesion molecule 2-like. Lineage: Eukaryota; Metazoa; Chordata; Actinopteri; Cyprinodontiformes; Cyprinodontidae. The record is from RefSeq and is a predicted model, not a curated record. Gene Ontology annotation, molecular function: cell-cell adhesion mediator activity. Gene Ontology annotation, biological process: axon guidance; homophilic cell-cell adhesion; dendrite self-avoidance. The transcript has 18 exons. Bases 16 to 2586 code for a protein of 856 amino acids. Gene Ontology annotation, cellular component: axon; plasma membrane.